Molecule: messenger RNA, 1831 nt
Organism: Malaya genurostris
Lineage: Eukaryota; Metazoa; Arthropoda; Insecta; Diptera; Culicidae
Product: protein FAM98A-like
Exons: 4
Coding region: 183-1691 (502 amino acids)
Cellular component (GO): tRNA-splicing ligase complex
Source: RefSeq, a predicted model, not a curated record
UUUUGAUACCAUAACCAUUGUAUUCAGCCGACUAGUUACUGGUUUAGUAACUAGAAAACUGUAAAAAUAUCUAAUUUCUCGAAUAGACAUUUUAUAUUUCGUAGAAAGGUAGAAAUAAUAAAUUGUGUAGAGUUAAUUCCGGAACCGGGAAAUUUGUCUAGUGUGUCAAAUAGACAGUUUACAUGGAGGAGCAACUUAUAAACGAAUUAAAAAAUGUUGGCUACGAUGGUCCUUUCUUGGACCAAAAUUACGCUUCAACAGCAAUUACCGCAGGAGCCUCUAGCUCCGAAUUUCAAGAAUUGAUAGUUUGUUUGACGGAUGAAAUCCGAAUCUUAGGAAAAUUAGAUGAGAAAAUUACAAAAAGCGACGAUUCGAGUACAUUUGUGCUUGAACUGUCUGCGUUUUUGAAAGAGUUGACCUGUCCCUACGCUAGUCUCACAUCAGGUCACGUUUCAGAUCGCUUGCAAACAUUCGAGUCCAAAAUGGUUUUACUAGAAUAUCUUAUUACUGAACUGAUGGCAUUCAAAAUGAUUGAAUCGCUCAAACCGAAAGAGAAAACAAAUGUAAUCACAUUGUUCGAAUCUCCAACAGCGGCUGCCCUUAAAGAUAUUUCGAUUACCCUCAGUAUGGGUAAGCCACCUAAUAAUAUCCCUGCGAAGGUGUUAUUCGAAAAGAUCAAUAUUCGUCUGGACGAUACGAUUAGAGUUGCUGGCGAGAAGCGAUUGAGCAGUCCACUGUUUGCUCCCAAGAAAAACCUUACGAUCGAGCAAUGGAACAAGUUGGAACAGUUGCAAAAAGAUCUGGAUACGGAAUACGACUUGAGAAGGAAAAUGUUACUCACUCGAUUGGAUGUAACAAUACAAAGUUUCAGAUGGUCCACUCGAGUGAAAGGAAAAGAAGGACAAAUGGUCGAAAGAUAUGCGGAAAAAUGUAAGCUAUUGGAUUCGUUGAAAACCGGAGGACGCGAUACGGAUCUUGGGGCCCUGUUAGGGGUUAGGGAAACACUGGCAAUUAUAGAGAAAACUAGCAGUGUAAGUGUGCGGAAGAACACAAAAAGUAAAAUACAGCGACAUAUUAUCGGAAGGGUUCCGGAUCGUGGCGGACGUGCGUACGAGCAUAAUCCACCUCCGCUAGAAAUGCCAUCAUGGCAGACACAGAGAAACACCGGCGGUCAGCGUGGUGGUUUUAGUGGUGGACGGGGCGGUCAACAAGGUCGCGGUGGAGGAGGUGGUGGUGGUUUUCAGCAGCAAAGUUAUAAUCAAGGUGGUGGAUACAACCAAGGCCAACAGCAAACUGGUUACUAUCAAGGUCAGCAACAUAGCGGAAACAACCAGAGCGGAGGUUAUCAGCACAACCAAAACCGUAGUGGUGGUGGGGGUAGCGGACACGGAAACCGUGUUCAGGGCGGAUGGUCGCAGCCUCAGAAAGAUAACAACCAUGGUUACCACAGUGGUAACAGCAGUUUUGGUUCAGGAUCUAAUCGCGGGUAUACAAGUAACGACCAAUACAGCAAUGGCUCUGGUGGAUCCAGCCAUCGCGGAGGGGGAACUGGAGAUCAGCAGUAUGGUCGGAACAACAGUUUUGAUGGUAAUAGAGAUCGUGGAUACGACAAUGAUCAUCGCGUUGGCGGACGUGGUGGAAAUAACGGAGGUGGUGGUCGUUCCAACUAUAACCGUGGUGGCCGUCGCUGAAAUCUACCGCAACAGAGCCAGUUGACACACUUUCCCCCUUUCCAUAGCAGGAACGUUUAAUAAUUAUGUCGAAAGAUAGUUACCACCGCUGUGGUGAUUUAAUGAAAGACUAAAAUUAUAAAGAAACUUUCAAUUUAGAA